GCGCACCGAGAGGAAGAGCUCACAACUCUACAGACAACUUCUUGGAGUAGUUCGGGACCUUUUUCUGAUGCUUGUGAAAGGCAGCUGAAUAUCCUGCUCCUGCUUUCCCAGGGAGAUUAAAGCAGGACAUGCUUCCAGCCGCUGAUCAGCUUGACUUCACUCGGAGCGUCAGCAGGAUCUGACUCGCAUACAGGGAAGUGAACUGCACUAUACAGUAGAUACUACUCUGAAAGUAAUAUUCAGAAAUUCUCAUAUAUGCAUCUUAGUUGUGUAGCUAACCAGGAUUAUAGGAUAGUGUUGGUAUAAUUGGCACCCUCCUGGAGAGGGUAAGAAGAGGUAGAGCGAUUUGCCCACACAAAGGCUUUUUGUUCCCAGGCAACGGUAGAGGUGCAACAGGAGCAGGUUGGAUAGCUGGUGCUUGGACGAUGAACCCUUUGUAACAUUCUCAAUGGACACUCUGUGCUGGAGCUCUGACCUGGCUCGGCUUGCUCCUGUUAGCCCUCAGUGAAUGCCACAGGUUGAGUAAAAAUGGACAAUGUAAGUAGUGGCUCAGCUGGACAGGGGACACAGCCUCCUGGUUCCUUCCUGAAUGCGCUCUCCAAUAUCUUCACCCGGGAGAGGCCUACCUCCCUGGCAGAGGCAGAACCAGCCGUCUUGACGUCUUUCAAAGAGCUGUCGGAUGUUGACAGUACUCUGACCGAACAUGACCAAGCUGUUACAAACUAUACCAGCAACAACAACCCCAAAGUGAGGAAAGAUAUGCCACGGGUUGAUGUGGCCACUUCCUGCAAUAAAGGGCAGAAUGCUGAGUCAUGGAAACGUGAAUCCAGCAAGGACACUAUCAACAAAGGUAAAGCAUCAGCUGUCACCUCAACUGACCCAGAUCUGGUCCAGGUGACUCUGGUGGAAACCUAUAGUGACACAGAAACUGAGGAUGAGGAGGGGGCCCUCAGCCAAUCAGGGAUGCCUGUCGGGGCCAGGGAGGUGCUCUUGUCUGAAGGGGACAGUACAGUGGAUCAUGAUGAUGGAAACACAGAUCGGCUUUCCUGCACGGGUUUAGACAGAGAUGUCACUGAGGCCGAGGCAGACUAUCAGCUGCCUGUGUUUAGAACACACAGUCUGCUGGAGAGAUCCCUCCGAAACAUCUCUGUUCUUUAUGCGGACAGGCCUCUCAGCAGAACUAGCUCUAGGACAGACGUGCUCUCUUCCGUUCUUGAAAAGGAAGUCAGAUGCAACCCUGAAGAGAAUCCCCCCUCCACCACCCAGCCCGAGGAUGUAGAAACCACAGGCACAGAGGUGAACACGGCUGAUGAAGCAGGCAGUAGCUCCAGUGGCAUAGAUGGGGGAACAGAUCAAACCAGCACGUGCGCUGGAGGAGAGUCUUCCUCUGUGCCUAAUCCCUCUGUUGCCUCAGGACCUCUGGCUUUGGAGACUGCAGCUGAUGAUGCUGCCACUGCCCUUCCAUCAAAGCAGACAGAGGACCUAAACAAGGGACAGAAGGUGGAGAUACUUGAGCAGGAGGCUGUGGCUGAGGAGGGGAGUAGUGAGCCUCACUUCACCCAGGUCUCUCCCUCUCUUUCCUCCAGCGGGAGGGAAGAGGGGCAGUCGGACACUCUCAAUAGGACAAAACACCUUUCAGAGGUUCGGCAAGCCACAUCGGCAUCAUCUGCUCCUGGAGAGCCUCCAGCUGCCAUCCAGCCAAGUGUCAUUCCUGCUUCGCCCCAAAGUCGUCCACACACGUCUGCCACAAGGACACCAGAGAAAACUACAUCAUCUCCUGUGCCAUCUCCUCCCACCUCGUCCCAACACAAGGACACGGCGCUUUCUCCACCCUCCUCCUACCAGUUGCCAGCUCUCUUCAGUGGGCUGCGGGUGCUGAAGAAGGGAGCAGUGGGGGAGGACAAGGAGACACUGACAGAGAUAAAGCAGAGAGAGAAGGAUGCUGAUCUGGCACUGCUCAAUCUGAAGAAGACAGUGAACAAAGCCAAGCUAUAUCCUGAACAGAAAACAGCCACUCCAGCCAAAAAACGCACGGAGCCGAAACCAAUGGCUGAAACUAAAAGCAGUGUGCUGGGGCAACUCAAUCAACUGCUCAGCCUGGACAACCAAGAUCGAACCAACAAGUCUGAGGAUGGGCAGGAAACCAAGCAGGAGCCUGAGAAUGCAGAAAAGGAAACCAAGCAGGAGCCUGAGAAUGCAGAAAAGGGGGAAUCUGAAGCCCCAGUGACCACCACAUCCCCAAGAAAGAAAACAUCAGAUUUAGCCUAUGAAACAUUUAGGAACUUAUUUGGCCCCAAAACGGGCAAAAAGGAAACAACAGAACCUGAUUUAGAGGCCGUGAAAAAGAAAAUCAAGAAUGAAAAAGAGCAGCUGAAGUCUAUCUUUGAGAGAGCCUCCAAAUCUCCUGGCAGUGAACUCAAACAUCCCACAGAGGCUAAUACUGAGAUCACAUCCCCUGCUGACAGUGAGGACCGAACCCCAGGGCGUCUGCAGGCCAUCUGGCCCCCGCCCAAGCCCAAGGAUGAGGAAGAGAAGGUGGGGCUCCGGUACACUGAGGCAGAGCACCAGGCUGCCCUCUUGCAGCUGAAGAGGGAAUGCAAGGAGGAAGUGGAGAAGUUGCAUGCGGACUUUGAGCUCCAGAUCUUCCAGGUGCGAGGUGAGCAUGCUGUCACAGUGUCACGGCUCGAGGGAGUCAUUGCCAAGAUGCAAAGAGACCGGGCCUACAAUGCAAACCAGGAACGCGGUGAGGUCUGCCACGCCUGUGUGUCCACUGAAGAUGACCAGCCGCCCAAGGCCUUCCGCAAUGUGUGCAUCCAGACAGAUAGGGAAACCUUCAUCAAAACCCCUGAGGGCGAGGGCAGCUGGCCUGCCCAGAGCCCCAGCCAGAACGUGCCUAAGAAACUCAACCUGGACUCUAUCGGAAUGAACCUUGGGGGCAAAGCUGAACCAUCCUCAGGCACCAAUGGACCCCCUCAACCACCUCCACCCCCUCCCCUGCCAGGCAGCUCAGGACCACCACCCCCACCUCCUCCACCACUGCCAGGCAACAUGGGAGCACCACCACCCCCUCCACCACCACCGCCGCCUCUCCCUGGAGGUGGCCCAGCUCCUCCACCACCUCCGCCACCUCCUCCUGGCCUACCUGGCGCUGGUCCGCCUCCCCCUCCACCCCCACCUGGCAGUGGCCCUCCACCUCCUCCCCCCAUGCUGGGCUUUGGCUUUGGUCAGAAAGUGGAAAAGGCCCCACGGAAGCCCGCCAUUGAGCCAGCGUGUCCCAUGAAGCCUCUGUACUGGACCAGGAUACAGAUUCAGGACAACAAUAACAACACCGUGUGGGGUUCGCUGGAGGAACCAGAUAUCAUAAACACCAAGGAGUUUGAGGAUCUUUUCUCCAAGGCCACACUGCAGCCAAAGAAGAAGCCUCUGUCUGACACCUACGAGAAGAAAGCCAAACCCAAGAAGAUCAUCAAGCUGUUAGAUGGGAAGCGCUCGCAAACCGUUGGCAUCCUCAUAUCUAGCCUGCAUCUGGAGAUGAAGGACAUCCAGCAAGCUGUUCUUACUGUGGACAACUCUGUGGUGGAUUUGGAGACCAUUGAGGCUUUAUAUGAAAAUAGGGCGACCAGUGAUGAGAUGGACAAGAUAAAGAGACACUAUGAGACUUCCAAAGAGGAUGAGGUGAAGUUGCUGGACAAACCUGAACAGUUCCUCUAUGAGCUCUCCCAGAUCCCUGAUUUCUCAGGCCGGGCCCACUGCAUCAUCUUCCAGUCAGUGUUCCUUGAUAGCAUCUCGUCCAUCCGUCGCAAGGUGGAGAUUGUCUCCAACGUCUGUAAAGAACUUCUAGAGUGCAACAGUUUGCGGGAUGUCAUGGGUCUGGUUCUAGCCUUUGGGAACUAUAUGAACGGAGGGAACAGGACUCGAGGCCAGGCUGACGGCUUUGGAUUAGAGAUCCUCCCCAAACUGAAGGAUGUCAAGAGCAGGGACAAUCGUAUCAGUCUUGUGGAUUAUGUGGUGUCAUACUACCUGCGUAAUCUAGAUAAGCAUGCUGGUACAGACAAAAGUGUGUUGCCACUGCCUGAGCCUCAGGACUUCUUCUUGGCUAGCCAGGUGAGGUUUGAAGAUCUGGCCAAGGACAUCAGGAAGCUGAAGAUAGAUCUGAAUGCGUGUGAGAAGAAUGUGCAGAAGGUGUGUGCGAACUCCUCAGAGGAACACCUGCAGCCCUUCAAGGAAAAGAUGGAGGCCUUCGUCUCUGCUGCUCGAAAGGAGCACACAGCAGAGGACGACCAGCUGAAAGCCGCACAGAAAAGGUUCCAGGACAUGGUGAGCUACUUUGGACUUAAGCCAAAGUCUGGAGAGAAGGAGGUGGCCCCCAGUUACAUUUUCAUGCUCUGGUACGAAUUCUGCAGUGACUUCAAGAACACCUGGAAACGUGAGAGCAAGAACAUCUCCAAGGAGCGGUUGAAGGAAGCUCAGGAGAACAUCAAGAAGAUCACCUCGGAGAAAAGGGUUGAAACCAAGAAGAUCAACGCCAACAGUCUGAAAGAGAGACUGCGCCAGAAGGAAGCCAGUGUGUCCUCCAGCUGAGUGAAAUGAUGUGUGGCAAAGCGAAAGAAGAGAUGAGAAAUGAGGACUGCUGGUGGAAAGAAACGUAGAAGAGAUAACAGAUGAGAGAGCGUGGUGGCCUCAUCAGUCCUGCAUUCACCACCUGCCUCUGUCCCAACAUCAUACCUCAUAGUGUACCGCCCUCUGUGCUCCUAACAAACUCACCCCCAAACCUUCCACACUAGACCCACUGCCGUACCUCUGUCCCACAAGCAGCUGGGGGCACAGUCACUCUGGUUCUGACCCCUCCCCAUCCCACAGAAAACAUGCAAUUUGUAUGAGCCCACCGCCCUGGAGAAGAGGGUCAUAUUGAGUAAAAGAGGCCUUUUGGUGCAGCCGUUCUGUAGAGAUACAAGCUCGGCCUGCACUGAAGAUGCACGGCUGACACAAACGAAGUGAUGAGAGUCCUAAAGGUCAAAGGUGGACCUCAUUCAUCCAGCCAGGCGCGACCUCUGGGUGCCCAGCUUGUGAAAGGUCACUAGGGGUCAAUGGGAUUCACAACAGCGCCAGCUGACACAUCCACAUUGGUGACCCAGGAAAAGCCCCUCUUAGAUCUACAGGAGGUGAGAACCCCAUUCCCUCCUAAUAUACUGUAGAUGUUACAUAGGACAGCAUUUAUACUAGAAUAUAUUCAAAAUUUUAGCAAUAGAUUGUGCAAAUACUGUUUAUUAGUCCAUGUUGUCACUGUGCUGUAUGAGCAGAUAUGGCUGCCUGGUGAUGUUUGUUCAGGAGAAAAUCACUGUUGACAGAAUGGUAUUCUGGGAAUGAUGAGGAAGAAGAAAGCAGCAUCCGCUGUUCUUCGCUUUAGAGAAUAGCUUUCCAUUCGCCAUGGCUCAUUACAAGUCUUGUAAAUACAUUUCAUGUUAUAUAGAAUUAGCAGGGACUGUGCAGCGUGUUCUGCAGAUGUAGCCGUAUAAAGAAUAUUUCAUACUGAUAUGUACUGGGCUUGAAGUCCAGAUGAAGACAUGCUGUAUACAAACUCAUGUGCAUACUAAUCAAUGUAUUCUGUUGAACUGCACCAGACUGACCUCUCCUGGGUGAGGGCCAGAGAAUAGCAGGCCCUAACAGCAACUAUGGCCCCUAGCCUUCUCCCCCUAAACACAUACACACCCACACACACGGACUCAAAAAUAUCAGGCCAACAUGAACAAACGACUACGAAGAAGGCAACAGGUCUUGGCCCGGCACCCAACAUAUUAAAUGUAUAUUAGAGAAUGCAGAAUCGUUAAUCUGUUAAUGAGUGUACAUGGUGUUAUGUCUAAGCACUUUCCUGCUUAAACCAGCUGUAUGUAGUAGCUUGCAAUGCCACAUUCCCCUGUUAUGCUGUUUUUUGUUUUUUUCAAAUGUAUUGCACUUUAUUGCACCUCUUUUCCUAUGCAAUGAUAUGGUUUCCUUGUUAUGAUGAUAAGAUUUAUGAAUUCUAUUGCAUCGCAAUGAAAGGAUACUUUUGAUUUAUUUUAUUUUAUUUUUAAAAGAGAUGUAGUAAAUGUAUUGAACUAAAUAUGUUGUAUUUUCACAAACUACAUGUAAACAUCGCAGGACAAAAUAAUUAUGUUCCUGUGCCAGUCGGUAUAUAAGCCUCUAUUUAUGUAAUGAGAGAUUUAUUUUAUGCCAAAAA
This is a messenger RNA of Myripristis murdjan (pinecone soldierfish), 6217 nucleotides long. Its product is annotated as formin. Bases 529 to 4581 code for a protein of 1350 amino acids. Gene Ontology annotation, molecular function: microtubule binding; actin filament binding. The transcript is spliced from 17 exons. Gene Ontology annotation, cellular component: cytoplasm; actin filament; cytoskeleton. Gene Ontology annotation, biological process: cortical actin cytoskeleton organization; actin nucleation. NCBI's taxonomy places the organism in Eukaryota, Metazoa, Chordata, Actinopteri, Holocentriformes, Holocentridae. The record is from RefSeq and is a predicted model, not a curated record.